Molecule: messenger RNA, 1536 nt
Organism: Perkinsus marinus ATCC 50983
Lineage: Eukaryota; Perkinsozoa; Perkinsida; Perkinsidae
Exons: 14
Coding region: 1-1536 (511 amino acids)
Molecular function (GO): RNA binding
Source: RefSeq, a predicted model, not a curated record
AUGUAUGGUGAACAACAAGAAGAAGGACCGAUACCUCUCAACUUACUACCCACACGCAAGCGACCCUAUCCUGGUGAAGUUGUUGAGAUGAUGGUUGGUGGGGAUACUAGGUACUCACCACCAAUGCCUCCACCAUUCAUGCCACCACCACUAACAGCAGAUGCCGAUCCUGGUCCACCUACUAGGGGACCUGAUGGAUACUCUUGGAAGGACUUGGUGUUCGAGACGAUCGACCCUGUAGUACCUAGUUUGGCAGUGAAUCUACCCGUACCUCUCGAUAGAGCUGGUCUAGUAGUAGGAGUACGAGGCAAUACUGUUAGGGUAUCUUUUGAUAUAUUGGAUGAUCAUUGUGGUUUGGUGAUCGGCAGACGAGGUCGGAUGCUUGCCGAUUUACGUGAGGAAUCCGGUGCUUCUAUCGAGCUGGUAUCUGUAGAUGAUAGACCAGCUCAACCUAAGUUACCAGAUGCCUUACCAGUACCACCACCUAAGAAUCCAGAAGCAGAAGAUAGGGCAUUGAACCCACGUUGGGUAGAAGAAGAUUAUCGAAUGGGUGCUCCACCUCUACCAUCGUCGUCCCCUUCCUCUGGCUUACCUCGUGUAGAGGUCAGUGGUCUCACUACUGCUGCUGCUGUAGCUGUGUCCCACUUCGAUUCACCUGAAGCGGUAGAUGCCUGUGCACCACUUCGGGACACACCUCUCGAUACACCAGUCGAGUAUUAUGUAGAUGUACCAGCUGAUAGAGCAGAGCUCCUCACUGAUCGAACGAUGCAGGAUCUCCGUCGACGCUCACAAUGCUAUGUGGAAUUGAUGCCAAUAGAUGAUGAUGAUGAUGAGCCAAAGUCGAGUGAAGAGCCUCCCCUUAUGUGGCGUCGGCUAAUGCUGUAUGGUAUGCCUGUACCGAUACAUUAUGCUAUAGUUAAGCUGAAGGAUAUCAUGAAGGGUGAAGUCGUGGAGGUUGGUGAUAAUGGAACUAUCAAGAUUAAGGAAUAUCCAAAGAUUGGGGAGGGUGAUUUGGGUACACCCUCCACCCAGUACAGUCGAAUGCAAGAUGAGGCUGAUGCCGAGAAGGGCGAGGUAACACUGGAUGAUGACUAUUACGACAGUCCAGAUCCUAACAUACGAUGGGAUGAUUAUUCUGAGUGUUGGGAAGUUUAUUGGUAUGAACAUGAGAAACUCAAUGCUAAGCCUUUCCCGGUAAAGAAGUUUGGUAUCAAAUGGUCAAAGGAGGAAGCCAAGAAGUUCUAUGAAGAGUUGAAGGGUAGUGGUAGAGUCCAUGCUCGUCCCUCUCAUAAGAGUAGUAAUGAUUCUAUUAUGUGGGAUGAGAGGAUGCAGGGAUGGGCAGUAAGUUAUUGGCAGAAUGGAAGACCCAGGACGGCUACGUACAGUGCUAGUAAGCAUGGCUUCUAUCGAGCUCAUGACAAGGCUAUGGAAGUAUUUAGAGAUAGUCAGAGUACGUAUUGGAAGAGUGAGAUGUGUUAUGGUGAUGAGGGGAAGCAGGGACAGCAGGGUUCACAACCGUUCGAACCUCUACCAUGA